AUGCCCAACUCCACUAUGGUGAUGAAAUUCCUGCUUACAAGAUAUUCUGAAGUGUGGGAGUACAGAGUCUUGCAUGCCAUGCUAUUCCUACUGAUGUAUUUGGCAAGUCUGAUGGGCAACUUUCUCAUUGUAGUCACCACCCUCAACACAAAACUUCACACUCCCAUGUAUUUAUUCCUCAGGAAUCUGUCUGUCUUGGACAUGUGCUACAUUACUUUCACUGUAUCCAAGGCCUGUGUCAUCUUCCUACUUGGCAAUAGGGAGAUAUCCCUGAUUGGAUGUGCAGCUCAGAUCUUCUUUGUGUUUUUAUUUGCUACUACAGAGAUGCUAUUUCUCACCAUGAUGGCCCAUGACCGCUUUGUGGCCAUCUGCCAGCCCCUUCACUACCCUGUGAUCAUGAAUCCACAUGUCUGUGUCCAGGUGACACUGUCCUCUGUACUCAGUAGCUUGGUCUUUGCAGGAUUCCACACUGGAAACACAUUCUGGCUACCCUAUUGUCAGUCCAACGUGAUCCAUCAAUUCUUCUGUGACAUCCCCUCUCUGCUGAAGCUCUCCUGCUCUGACAACUUCAGCAAUGAAAUUUUAAUUUUUAUCUCUGCUAUGGUGAUUGAUGGUGGUUGCUUUCCUUUUAUCACCAGGUCUUAUAUUCACAUAUUUUCUACUGUGUUCAAGUUUCCAACCAGGAGAGUGCAGGGAAAGGCCUUUUCCACUUGUGUCCCUCACAUUAUUGUGGUGACUGUAUUUGUCAGCUCAGCCAGUGCUGUGUAUUUAAAACCAGCUUCCAACUCGCCAACAUUUCAGGACAUGAUCAUUUCUGUGUUUUAUUGUAUAGUCCCUCCUUUGUUGAAUCCUAUUAUUUAUAGUCUUAGAAACAAACAAAUAAAAGAAGCUUUGAGGAGACUUAUGAACAAAAUGCUUUAUUCAAGAAAGUGA
Messenger RNA from Choloepus didactylus (southern two-toed sloth), 933 nucleotides. Its product is annotated as olfactory receptor 14C36-like. Gene Ontology annotation, biological process: G protein-coupled receptor signaling pathway. Gene Ontology annotation, molecular function: G protein-coupled receptor activity; olfactory receptor activity. NCBI's taxonomy places the organism in Eukaryota, Metazoa, Chordata, Mammalia, Pilosa, Megalonychidae. Gene Ontology annotation, cellular component: membrane. The record is from RefSeq and is a predicted model, not a curated record.